AUGGCCGGGGUCUCGGGUUCUCUGAGCGACUCUAACUCGUCCGUUUCUGUUUCCCACCAGGCAAGUCUGAAGGAAGGCUGGCUGAUGAAGCAGACCAAUUCAUUCCAGAGAAUGAAGAAGAGGUACUUUAAGCUGAAGGGCCGGAAGCUGUACUAUGCCAAGGAGGCCAAGUCCCUGCUAUUUGAUGAGAUCGACCUUACGGAUGUCAGUGUGGCUGAAUGUAGCACCAAGAACGUCAACAACAGCUUCCAGGUCAUUACACCCUUCAGACGACUCAUCCUCAGUGCGGAGAACCGUAAGGAGAUGGAGGAAUGGAUGGCCGUGCUUCGCGCCGUGCAGAACAGAGAGUUCUACGAUCCCAGCAGUGAGAACAUGGACCAGUUUAACGGGAUGCACAACUGGUACACCUGUAGCCACGCCCGCCCCACCUACUGUAACGUGUGCAGGGAGGCUCUGUCUGGGGUCAUGUCCACUGGACUGUCCUGUGAAGUGUGCAAGUUCAAAGCUCACAAGCGGUGUGCGACACGAGCUCCUAACGCCUGCAAGUGGACCGCCCUGUCUUCCAUUGGACAAGACACCAUCGAGGAUGAUGAGGGGAUCCACAUGCCCCACCAGUGGUUGGAGGGUAACCUGCCUGUCAGUGCCAAGUGUAGUGUGUGUGACCACACGUGUGGGAGUGUUCUCAGGCUUCAGGACUGGAAAUGCCUCUGGUGUAGAGCUAUGGUCCAUACAACGUGUAAGGAGAUCUUCCCCAGAAAAUGUCCCCUGGGGGACUGCCGCCUGUCCAUCGUCCCGCCCACCGCGCUCAACAGCAUCGACUCUGAUGGAUUCUGGGUAGCCACGCGCCCGACCUCCAGUAACCCCCUGCUGGUGUUCGUCAACUCCAAGAGCGGAGACAACCAGGGGGUGAAGUUCCUCCGCAGGUUCAAACAGCUUCUCAACCCAGCUCAGGUGUUCGAUUUGAUGAACGGGGGACCGCACUUAGGGUUGCGGUUGUUCCAGAGGUUUGACCUGUUCCGUAUCCUGGUGUGUGGAGGAGAUGGCAGUGUGGGAUGGGUCCUGUCAGAGAUCGACAAGCUCAACCUCCAUAAACAGUGCCAAAUGGGAGUUUUGCCACUCGGGACAGGGAACGACCUGGCCCGGGUGUUGGGAUGGGGGGCAGCAUGUGACGACGACACACAGCUGCCGGCCAUCCUCUGGCAGCUGGAGAGGGCCACCUGCAAGAUGCUGGACAGAUGGAGUAUCAUGACCUGUGAAACCAAAGUCCCAGGUGCUGCUGACUCCACUGUUUCCACACAGCAGGCAGAACAGGAUGAGAUGACAGCGUAUGAGCUUCAGGACUCUGUAGCAACCCACCUCAGCAGGAUACUCCAGUCUGACCAGCACUCCGAAGUCAUUCAGUCUGCAAGAGUCUUGUGUGAGACAGUUAAACACUUUGUAACCAAAGUAGGAACUGCUUACAACACUGAGGAGGAGAGGUCAGAAGGUGACAAGGACUCCAUUACUCACAAGUGUAAAGUUCUAGAUGAGAAGUUGAACUCUCUGCUGACAACCCUGAAUGAGGAGGCUCAGGCCAAGCCCCUGCCUGCAGUUAGCUCUGCUGUCCAACAGGAGGAGCUGGUGUCAGGAUCUCCGCAGGACACGGUACCGGAGGGGCUCACAGCGCCUUCGUCAAGUAGGAUCUUUAAGCCAAGGGAACAGCUGAUGUCUCGGGCCAACAGUCUGAAGAAAGCUGUCAGGUCUAUUAUAGAGCACACAGAGAGGGCUGUUGAUGAACAGAAUGCCCAAACAAAAGAGCACAAGGAGGAGGCGUCAUCAGGUCCGCCCACCUCCCCACCCACCACAUCUGCUGCUAUCGCUCCCACCAAACCGCCGUUUGUCUUCACCGUGGCGCCCGACGAGCCGUCCAGCCCGCUCGCACCGCUGGCCACCAUGGAGAACUCCUCCCCGGAGUCCACUGAGGAGGGGCCUGUUGCUGGGGCAACCAGCGUCCAACCAGCAUCACCCAUCGUCUUCUCCACAAGUGAAGUGUCAGAGGAAGCCCGUGAGAGGAGUGACACAGUGUGCAGCCUGCGCAGCCCUCCCCCUCCCCGGUACCCAUACUACUCAGGUUACACCGGCUUACGGGGCAGGUUACAGGUCUCAGAUAAAGAAGCUCUUGCCCAGGAGAGAAGAGUGAGUAAAGGCAGCACCUUGAGUCAGGGUAUGCCUGACACCUCCAAGUCUCUACAGAACAUCGACAGGGCCACCAGCAGACAGGCCGUAUCACAACUCCCAGGUAUUCGCAGCUCCAUUGCCAGUAGUAUAGCGGGUGGCUGCCUGGUGAGUAAGGUGCUGCUGGCCAAUGCAGACGCCCUGUGUGCUGCAGCCUCCCCCCUCAUGGACCCAGAAACUGCCUCCCUGCCCUUUGUCCUCUACAGGGAGGGGUAUAGGGAAAAGUGCGUCAUGAACAACUACUUCGGGAUCGGCCUGGACGCCAAGAUCACCCUGGAGUUCCACAACAAACGGGAGGAGCAUCCGGUCAAGUUCCGCAGUCGCACGCGCAACUUCAUGUGGUAUGGCAUGCUGGGAGGAAGGGAGAUUCUACAGAGAACGUACCGCAGUCUGGAACAGAGGAUACAGCUAGAGUGUGAUGGACAGAGAAUCCCUCUACCCAGUCUACAGGGAAUAGUGGUGCUGAACAUACCCAGUUUUGGAGGAGGUGCCAACUUCUGGGGAGGGGUCAAGGAGGACGAUAAUUUCGUGGCGCCGUCGUUUGAUGACAAGGUUCUGGAGGUGGUUGCGGUGUUCAGCAGCACACAGAUGGCGUUCUCCCGCGUCAUGAACCUCCAGCACCACCGCAUCGUGCAGUGUCGCACCAUCAAGAUCACCAUCCAGGGCAGUGAGUCCGUGCCCGUACAGGUGGACGGCGAGGCCUGGAUGCAGCCGCCCGGAUACAUCCGCAUUGUCCACAAGAACCGCGCUCAGAUGCUCACCAGGGACAGGGCCUUUGAGAAGACCCUGAUGUCCUGGACAGACAAGCAGAAGUUUGAGAAGAUGAUCCAGGGUCCCCUCAUCAGUAACGAGGAGACGGCUGUGCUGGCUCCAUUUGUCGACGCCUCUGUAGCUCUCAUCAGAUGUAUCAGGGUGCUGCACACCCACCACCGUGACCAGGUACAGGAGCUGAUCCCAGUCUUCAUGCAGACGUCCACGUGUGUGGACAAGGUCUACUCUCAGGGCAGGCUGGCAGAUCUGGUUACUAAAAAGGAGGCAGCCGACAUGAUUACGAGCACGGCGUGCCUGUACGGCGGCGUGGGGCAGGUCAUCGGCAGCAUCGACAACAUGGAUGAGGACCUGGAGCGGAAGCUGGUUCACGCGCUGAAUCUGGUGGACCAGGAGCUGCGGCGUGUGGAGCAGGUGCCCAGUCUGGCGGCCAUGGCGCUGCAGGGUUCCGCCGCCAGUCCCGUGGAGUACGCCUCGCCGCCGGCCCCCAGCAGGCCGCAGCACUCCCGGUCCGCGGGACAUGUCUCUGCCUUGCUGGGCCUGCCUGUACAGCCUUCUGACGAGGAGUACCAAAGUGAUUAUGGGACAUCCCCCGUACCCAAGCAACGAACCAAGAGCUCCGGGAAGUUUGGCCUUGUCCGUAAACUCAGGAAGUCUAAAACCAAGGACAAGGAAAGGGAGAAGGAGAGAGAAGAGUCCUCCAUGAAGGAGAGUGUCGGCAGUAUGUCUGGUGUUUCUACAAACAUUCCAGUCUUCCAGUGGGGCCCAGAGGAGGUGGGGGGGUGGCUGGAGUCCCUGGCGCUCGGCGAGUACCGCGACAGCUUCAUGAAGAACGACAUCCGCGGCGCCGAGCUGCUCGCCCUGGAGAGGAGGGACCUCAAGGACCUGGGUGUGAGGAAGGUGGGACAUGUGAAGAGAAUCCUUCAGGCUGUCAAAGACCUACAGAUCAGAUAGUGGCUGACUCGUCUGCUACAAGCACUGCAAUAUACUCAACAUUCCACAUCAUGGUCUCAUUCUGUGUCUCUGUCCACUCAGCAGGGACCCCUGUCACGUCGUGCCGGUACUGCAUGUAAUCAUAACACUACGUAGGUUUUUUAAGUUACCCAUGUCCAGACCAGGGCAGUGUGUAACAAUGGCUGUUGUUGAUUUGUCACAAGUUUGCAUGAAUAUCUGUCACAUUUCGUUCAGUGUCAUUCUUCAGAUUGAAGUUAUCAAGACUCUGGCAUUCUAGGAGUAAACUUAAGGAAAUACAUGUAUCUUGCUUGCUGGUGCUGCCUUACCACUCCUUAGGCCAAACCAAUUUAAUUUGUAGGUUCUCAGAUUUUGGCAGGAAUCAAUAUAGCAGGCGGGCCAAAAAAACAGUUCUGGGCAACCUGUGAUAGAACUUUUAAUCAAAUCACUGCAUUGAUAAAUGGAAAAACAGGAGGUGGUUGGUACCAAAUUGUCAGCAUUUUGGGGUUUAUUCAGAACCUAAAGGGUACAGAUUUUUUUUUUGUUCAUUUGUUUGCAAAUAAAAAAAGGAAAAUC
This is a messenger RNA of Branchiostoma belcheri (Belcher's lancelet), 4509 nucleotides long. Its product is annotated as diacylglycerol kinase eta-like. The transcript has 29 exons. The coding region runs from base 1 to 3936 and encodes 1311 amino acids. Gene Ontology annotation, biological process: lipid phosphorylation; diacylglycerol metabolic process; intracellular signal transduction. Lineage: Eukaryota; Metazoa; Chordata; Leptocardii; Amphioxiformes; Branchiostomatidae. The record is from RefSeq and is a predicted model, not a curated record. Gene Ontology annotation, molecular function: ATP-dependent diacylglycerol kinase activity; protein binding.